Eutrema salsugineum is the source of this 818-nucleotide messenger RNA. RefSeq lists its product as uncharacterized. Bases 61 to 789 code for a protein of 242 amino acids. The record is from RefSeq and is a predicted model, not a curated record. The transcript has a single exon. NCBI's taxonomy places the organism in Eukaryota, Viridiplantae, Streptophyta, Magnoliopsida, Brassicales, Brassicaceae.
CCACUGAAUUUUAUUUUUAUUUUGGGUUUAAUUCUCUCCAUCGAAUUCAAAGCGAAAACGAUGAUGAUCUCUCGUCGAUUGGCUUCCAAAUUCCUUGAACCCUUGUCUUCUUCAUCCCUCCACGUCUCCCGCCAUCAUCUCCAUUCCUCUUCUCCCAUUUCUACCUUAAGAAGUCAUCUGAUCCACGGAUCAGAAAUUCAGGAGCUGCGUCUCUUAAGAUCCUUCUCUGCUCUCGUCACCAAUCCCAAUACCGAGAAGCUUCGAUCUGAAACAUGGUCAACGAGGUAUUUCUCGACACCGAGCGGAGAUGUCGAGCAGAAGCCAGAGGAGUCGAAGCCAGAGGAGCCGAAGAUGAAGCACCAGGAGAUCGAAGGACCGACGGUGGAACGCGACGUGUCGGCGCUAGGAAAUGAGACGAGACAAGUAUUUGAAGGGAUGAUGAAGAAUAUGUACAGUCUAAGUGGAGCUAUGGGUCUUCUAGGUCUAAUACAACUUGUCCUUGGAGGGACGAUUCUAUACGCGACUCGAUCAGAUCCGAUGCAUGAAAUGACAAUUCAGAGCUGUAUAGCGUUCGGAUUCCCGUUCGCCAUGGCGUUGAUGAUGAGACGAUCGUUGAAGCCAAUGUAUUUCUUCAAGAAGAUGGAGGAAGUUGGUAGGUUGCAGAUUCUGACUUUGACGCUUCAGGUUGCUAAGAAUCUCAAUUUGUUGUUCGUUAGGGCUCGUGUUGUUUCUAUCUUGUGCGUUGGUGGCUUGUGUUGCGGAAAUUUGUACCUCUUGUUAUCCCCAUGAAAAUGGAACAGAGCUUCUUCAAAAUACAA